Hyaloscypha bicolor E is the source of this 657-nucleotide messenger RNA. RefSeq lists its product as uncharacterized. The coding region runs from base 1 to 657 and encodes 218 amino acids. The transcript has a single exon. NCBI's taxonomy places the organism in Eukaryota, Fungi, Ascomycota, Leotiomycetes, Helotiales, Hyaloscyphaceae. The record is from RefSeq and is a predicted model, not a curated record.
AUGUCGCCUUGCCUCCGCAACCCUUCCCUCAAGAGCACGGGCCCUUUCACUCAUGCUCAACUACACCGCGAGUUGCAUCCAAUUUCACACAGCCCCGAAGAAUUAUUAGGUCGCCUGCUGCAAACUUUAAAGAACAUCAACGUUGCUACCAAAAAUCAAGCAAAAAUCGAGCUUCACAGACUAUUCGACAUGUGUCUGCCCUUAGCAGAUCUUGGGAACUCAGAUUGGCUUCUAUGUUUGUUGCAAGCAUACAUGCGCAUCUUCGACGACUUGUUCUUUUCCGGUACCUUGACGCGAAGGAAACCCCAUCGUGAAACUGCACUCUUCGUCCGUCCGUUGACUAAAGUAGGCCUUUUGGGACUGACUACCCCCACCGAAGGAAGCUAUCCUGACAUAUACACUGAGAUUACUAUGACCUCAAUCUCUGUCCCGCUGGAUGCGUCACGUAGAGCAGGACAAGCCGAAUUUCGCCAGCGUCUCGGCAGUCUUCUCCACGAGAUGCUCCACGCUUACUUCGAACUUCAUUAUUACUGCACUUGUGGCAAUUCGAGCUUGAUGCUCGGGGCUCGAACACACAGGAGUUACGGGAUAUGGGCAGUGCUGGCUACUCGCCGCGCUUGCUCUCGAAGACUUUGCGGUAGCAGAGCUGAAAUUUAA